Ostertagia ostertagi is the source of this 642-nucleotide messenger RNA. NCBI's taxonomy places the organism in Eukaryota, Metazoa, Nematoda, Chromadorea, Rhabditida, Trichostrongylidae. The record is from the annotation of a GenBank genome assembly.
AUGAUGACCGGGGAUCCAGAACGCUUCAAGCAGCUCGUCCAGAAGAGCCUCCUGAGGCAAAUCAUUGCCAUUGACAAGCUGGCUGCCCGUGGAAUGCACUUCUGGGAUUACGGCAAUGCAUUUUUGGUGGAAUGUCAGCGAGCUGGAGCGGAUCUGCUUGACCCCAAGGCAAAAGACGAUAAAACAUUCAAAUAUCCCUCGUACAUGCAGGACAUCAUGGGAGACAUUUUCUCGAUGGGAUUCGGGCCUUUCCGUUGGGUGUGCACCUCUCAAGAACCUGACGAUCUUGCGCAAACAGAUCGCAUAUCGUGUGAGGUGAUCGAAAAUCUCCUGAAAACGAAAGUGCCAGAACAUGUACUGCAGCAGUACACAGACAACAAGAAGUGGAUUGAAGGUGCAGCGGAGAAUCGCCUCGUGGUCGGAAGUCAAGCUCGAAUCCUCUAUUCUGACCAAGAAGGGCGGAUUGCCCUCGCUUUGGCAUUCAACGACGCUGUCCGAAGCGGAAGAGUGUCUGCACCAAUCGUCAUAGCAAGGGACCAUCAUGAUGGUGUCAGGAAACUGACUCGCGUAUUCGCGAAACAUCGCGACUCAGCGACGGUGUGCAUUUCGGCGAAUGGCCUUGUUCAAGAAUUUCAUGAGUGA